Molecule: messenger RNA, 456 nt
Organism: Trematosphaeria pertusa
Lineage: Eukaryota; Fungi; Ascomycota; Dothideomycetes; Pleosporales; Trematosphaeriaceae
Product: carbohydrate-binding module family 50 protein
Exons: 2
Coding region: 1-456 (151 amino acids)
Source: RefSeq, a predicted model, not a curated record
AUGAACUCCAUCACGUUCGAUAUACUACGCGACAUGAACCCACAGUUGGACGCUGAUUGCUUAAAUCUGUGGGCCAAUGCGUCCUACUGCGUAGCUACCGUCCGUGGCUCGACUUUGACUCCGAUAACAUUAUCGUCGAUAGCGGUCCCCUCGGCGAGUCCGACCAAGCCUCCGCCGUCCUCGUCCAUUAAGCUAUCAUCGUGUGUUAAGCCGUCUUCGUCGGUCAAGAUGUCCUCCACUGCGACAGCCAAGGCGACAGCCGCACCGCCGGCGCCAACGCAGUCUGGAGCAUCCAAGGCGUGUUAUCAAUGGUACACGGCGGUCGCUGGGGACUACUGUUACCUUGUGUACACCAAGUUCGGGAUUACGUUCGACCGAUUGGGAGCGUGGAAUAUAGCGCUGGAUGCGAAUUGUAGUAACAUGUGGCCGGACUACGCCUAUUGCGUAAAGGCAUAG